GGGAACGUGGUUGUGACGCACCUGUCCCAACCAUCUCAAAUACCUGCUUCUGGUCUUCUUUUGACUUUCAAAACGGCGACUUGAGUUCAGCAAAGCCUCCUAUUGUGAGGCAACUGAAGUCUCCCUUUAUCACUACUAGUUAGCGAGCGUCUCAACAACUCGUUUCUUCAGAAGCUGUUUGAAUGCCCCCUUCGCCCAACGACCCGACUGGACAGAGUCGCCCGUAUCCGCAAGUGGGACCGUAUUAUCAAUAUCAAAGCCAUUUACAGAAUCACUCCGGACUACAAUCAAGAGGCCGACUUCGAGCACGUCCGAAACCCGGGAGGGAAAAUAGCGACGGGAACAGCGUGACAAGAAUCUAUCCCAGAGAGCUAACCAAGUCCCCGCCGUCUUUGAUCCCAUCCCGCCACCAGCCUCCAACCUCCCCGCUCCUUGCUGCUCUUGGCUCGGGUGCAACUGCGACUGCCAAUUCUGCGGCCCAUCAUACCAGUGAAUGGGCUAAAUCCUUACCUUUCUUUACCAGUCCCCAUACGCCUGCGCCGAGCAAUGGAGCCAGUUUGAAUGGCUCGCCGCCCAACUUUCCGUCAUCCUACGGCGAUGGCGGAGCCUACCACCAUGCGUCGCCGUCGACGUCUCCUCCUGGCCGACGACCCAAGCCACUGAGCUAUCCAAAUACCUAUCAAAGCUUUGAAGAGCAUUUUCAGCACCCGCUGGCCCAGAUUUCUGGCGCUGGUAAACGAUCCUCGAUGCACGCACCAUACGGAGCUCGACCGCCCUAUGGCGCGCAAGCGCCUCUCCCUCAUCAGCCUCAGGCACACUUCUACGGUGCGCCAGACGCUGACCUCGGCCUCCAUCUUCCCCUCGAGAAUGGAUGGGCAGCCGGUGAGAAGGGCUAUUACUGCGCUUUUGACACGUUGGGCACGUCAGCUAGCCCAGGGGCCGAGUCUGCCGAAAACGUGCUGCUGAUCGGUUACGAGGGCGGACUGGAUGUCCUGAGGGUGGAGAACGACAAAAUGGACGUGAUUGGAAGGCUUGAAGGCUUGCGUGGUGGGGUGAUUGGAGCCAAACUUUUACCGUGGACAGCCCGAGAUGACCCCGUUCAUUCCUCCCGUCCACUGGUCGCCGUGAUCGUACACGGUCCAAUCUUGCCACGCAGAGAGAAGAGCAAGCAUCCUGGCUCGGAAAACACUGCUGGCUCGGAUUCUUCAUCCGCGGACACGCCAGAGGAGAAUGGCUCCGACUCUGCCAGUGCACAAGCCUUUGCCGACGGCUUCAAGCCAGUCACGCACUAUGAAACGUCUGUCGAAGUUUACUCUCUCGCGAGCCGGGAAUAUCUGGGUAUUCUUUAUACAAGCCCGCCUGUUGCCAUCUCCGCGCCUGUAUCAAGUCCGCUUUUUGCGCCCCCGCCGCCCGUUGGAAACCUCUCCGUGCAUGCCAAAGGGAAAUACAUUAUCGUCUCAUCUGGAACGAGCGGCGAAGUAUUCAUCUUUGGGUACGACUCGCAUGUGUCUGCACAAACUGACCGAACCUCGGUAUUCAAAUGCCUUGGAAAAGUUUGGACAACGGUGCGGAUAAGCAAGACAGUUGCGUCAUCGAGUUCUUCUAGCACUACCGCAGACUUGGACAAUCGUCCUGCAGAGGAAAGCCAGCCUACCUUGCCUCGCGGUGUUCCACUGCUUGCACUCAGUCAUCGGUGGCUUGCAGUUUCACCUCCCAGCUCAACAAGCGUGUUUUCUUUGAAUGGCACUCCAUUGCCAUCGUCGAUGCCGUCUUUGAAGGCGCCAGGCGUUCGCUCGCACGCUCCGCCUCCGCAGCCACCUGUGACAUGCUUCGUUGAUACUCCCGAAGGUGAGAGCGUCUUCAACCGCGUCGCACGCGGAGUCACCCAGGAAGUCAUCAAAGGUGCGAAAUGGGUAGGUGAUCAAGGCAUGCAAGCCUGGAAAAACUACUGGCGAAGAUCCUCUCCGCCCAAUGGGCAGGGCCGCGGAUAUCCGAGCAUCAGCCCGCCUGGCGGUGAUCAGGCAAAUGUUUACUCGCCACCUGCGUCUCAACAAUACUUUCCUCCAACCCACGCCCACUCCCACCAAUCAUCUCAAGCAGCAGGCGAGCCUGCGCUAGUGUCGAUAAUCGAUUUGGAGAAACUUGCUGACGCGCAAGAGUCCAAAGCGAGAACACCUCUCAGUCCGAUAGCAACCUUUUCUGCGCCACUCGGAUGCAGCUUCCUUUCAAUGUCUCCCAGUGGUUUAAUGUUGCUGACAGCAAGUAGAAAAGGUGAUGUGCAGUACGUGUGGGACCUGAUGCGUGUCGCUACCAGCAAGGCGAGUCCUACGAUGCCUUCGGGAAGUCAAGAGGGUAAUCAGGGAGCGGCAUCGCUGGAGGGCCCUUUGGUAAGGCAAAUCGCGAGAUACACUCGAAUGACGGUUGCCAAUAUUAUAGACGUGGUGUGGGCCGCUCCCAAGGGCGAGAAGCUGGCAAUUGUGACAGAGAAAGGCACAGUGCAUUUAUUCGAUUUACCUGCGAGCGCUUUCCAAUGGCCUCCGCCCCGACGCGUUGUUCGCAAUGCGGCCGCUAAGAGCCGACGUCAGCAAUCUGACGGGUAUUCAAACAAUGCUGAUGGAGAAGAUGGUGGGCCAAUGAAGCCAGUCUCCAAUGCUAUGAACAUGAUCAAUGGCAAGGCUCAAGCGUUUGUUGCUGCUGAUGCUCGUUCACGUCGCACCAGCCUCGGUUCAAACCUUCCCGUCAUGGGUGGGUUGACCAUGACUGCUGGUCCCCGUGCAACGAGUGGCAAAGCCGUUGCCGCGGGUCUCAGCAAGUCGCUUGGAGCAGCGACAGGUACAGUCAACAGCCUUCGCCAUGCUUCGGAACAGAGACUACAUUUACCUGGUUUGACGAAUGGAGUUUCGCCCGGGUGUGUGCGAUGGUUGACCGGCAAAGAAACUGGCUUCAUUGGAGUUUUGGGCGGUGGGGUGCUUCGAAUUCACCCACUACGCGCACGAGUGCGAUCUGGAGGCGCCAAGCGGUCGAGCAAAUGGGCAUCGUCAAUGGCGGGACCCAAAGCAGUCGAAUUUGGAUUGCCCAACAUCCCCGAUGAUAUGUUCGCACCAGCGGUUUCUGGUAUAAUUCUUGGUAACAUAAACGACCAAAACGGAGACGGCGCAGGAUUGGCAACAUUUGGAAGUGGAUCUGGGGAUGAGCAACAACAACAACUGGACCACAAUAAUAGCCAAGGUCACGAUGCAAACCCGCCAAGCGGCAAGCCAACGUUAGAGGGGUUCUGGGCCUUGCGGGUCUCGCCAAUUUCGGGUAACCACCAUCACCACCAUAAAACCGCUAACCCGCAUCCACUCUCUUCAGCCGAGAUCGAGACUAACCCGCCCUACCAACCAUUCCAUACUGACAAACGGAUCGGCCUAUUCGUGUACAAUGCCAAUUACGGUGGCGCAUUUGGCGAUUUAGAAACGACUACAACAUCGUCUUACUCUCAACAAUCCCCAGAUCAGGAGCAGGAGUAUGGAGAACGGGGCACAGACGGGGGUGUCGCUGUAAAUACAGAAUCGUUUCCACCAGACCUCCAUGUCGACAGUCUAGACCCUUGGGUGUUUGGCAUGCCCAUUUCCACGACCCGUCUGAAUGUCGGCCGAUCGAUUCUAGGCCACGACGGCGACAGCGACGGCGACGUGGAAAUCGAUGGUGAAGAUGGCACUGCGGGCCAUGGCGCCGUUAUUCGAACUACUGCCGGCUUAGAGCAGAUGGAGCAUCUCAUGAGUCUCCGCGAAGGCGACGAAGAAGUCGAACAGAUUGUUGUCACGACCCGCCGUCGCCGAGCACGACCGGGAAUGCAAGCUGACAAUGAUGACGAGGGCUUCUUUGAAGACGAUUGCGAAGUGCUCGACUUUGCAGAGGAUCGGGUGUAAAUUCAUCGCAUGGCGCACAAAUACACAGAUCCCCUGUUCAUUCCAUUGUGACGGAAUUUUGUUUACUGUAUUCCCGUACUCGUACUCCUUUUGUAUAUUCAGCCUCUUCUGUGUCUGGUCUGCGCAGAAUCGAUCACCUUUUUGUGUCUUUUUUUGGUUUCCCAUGGGCCCCUCUUUUUUCCUGGUUCUCCGGAUCCCCCUGUCUACUAUAAUCCCCGAAAUUUCUCAAGACAUAUCCCGUUUAUCUAUACACCUUAUGAUUCAUGCACCGUUUGUAUUCUGCACUUGGGUUUCCUAUCACUCUUUUACUGUAUCGGCGG
Messenger RNA from Xylona heveae TC161, 4234 nucleotides. RefSeq lists its product as hypothetical. The transcript has 2 exons. Gene Ontology annotation, biological process: response to starvation; autophagy. The coding region runs from base 183 to 3914 and encodes 1243 amino acids. The record is from RefSeq and is a predicted model, not a curated record. Gene Ontology annotation, cellular component: cytoplasm. NCBI's taxonomy places the organism in Eukaryota, Fungi, Ascomycota, Xylonomycetes, Xylonales, Xylonaceae. Gene Ontology annotation, molecular function: protein binding.